Fomitiporia mediterranea MF3/22 is the source of this 930-nucleotide messenger RNA. Its product is annotated as Maf-like protein. The record is from RefSeq and is a predicted model, not a curated record. Gene Ontology annotation, molecular function: nucleoside triphosphate diphosphatase activity. The transcript is spliced from 6 exons. Bases 27 to 773 code for a protein of 248 amino acids. NCBI's taxonomy places the organism in Eukaryota, Fungi, Basidiomycota, Agaricomycetes, Hymenochaetales, Hymenochaetaceae.
ACAAACUUCACCAUUUACCCCUCGCAAUGACACCAAAACACCAAGCCAUCAAACCCCAUGCGCUGAAAGUACCAGGACUAGUCAAGCUCAGCGGGAAACGUGUUGUACUUGCUUCUGCGAGUCCAAGGCGGAAAGAGAUACUCGCUAAUUUUGGUAUCGAGCCUGAAAUAAUACCUUCGACAUUCGAAGAGACCUUACCGCAAAGUUCGUUCGAGGACGUGCAUGAAUAUCCGGUGGCUACGGCAACUCAGAAAGCUGUAGAGGUGUACGAACGUCUCGUGGCAGAAAACCCGGACGACCCGCCCGACCUCGUCAUUGGAGCGGAUACGAUCGUCCUCACACACAUCCCGCCUGCACAAUCCGACCUGCAUAGCUCGUUACUCCCAUCUUCAAGACCCGAAAUACUAGAAAAACCAAUCUCGAAGGCGGAUAACCUACGCAUGUUACUCGACCUUAACGGUGCGGUUUGUGAAGUCGUUACGGGCGUUUCAUUAGUAUACCCAAUCCUCGCAGCUCCAGGAUAUCAAAUAAAAUCAAUAGACGAACGCACAAUAGUCCACUUCGCCGACUCCCCCACACACGUACUCGAAGCCUACGCAGACAGCGGCGAAGGCCUCGACCGUGCAGGCGGGUUCGCAGUCCAAGGUCUCGGUGGAGUUCUCGUAAGAAAGGUUGAUGGGGAUUAUAAUAACGUUGUGGGGUUUCCUGCAGCUUCAUUUUUGAAGUUUUUGGAUUCGUUGGUUGAGGAGGAGGAUGGGUUCUUGGAUGUUUAAGACGAAUGUGGAUAGGGGAGAGUGAGCGUUUGUACGUUUAGGUGUUCGGUGGAUUAUGAAUGAAUGGGCAUUUAGACUAGCUCUUAUGAGAUGUUGUUUAGCGUUGUAGCGUUAGUAGACAGUUGAACGUCUUCUCUUUCUCGCAGUUCAGGCAGAU